AAGCUAUACUUCAGAAUGCGCCGAAGAUUUGAUUGCUCUAUCAGCUAAUUUGAAAUGAUACUACUAUGUUCCUUGGAUGUUUAUUGACAUAUAAAUGUGUUAUGGACUAAAUAUUUCACUGAAUUGGAUUGACUGGACCCUUUAUAGUGUAACUACACCAUUUUUGUUGGAAUGUUUUGGAUCAGUGGACUAUCAGGAGGCUUCAUAGGGUGGGUGUCUGACGCUAAAAACUGCAAUGAUACAGAAAAUGCUGCAGCUUAUGACGCACUUUUUGAACAUCUUGGCUUGGACAAGAAUGACAAUCAAAAGCGGCCCUUGUAUUAUGGGGAUGCUACCCGUGUUUUUGUGGAACUAUAUGUGACCUCUAUCAUAGAUGUGAAUGAAAAAGCCCAAAGCCUCACGAUACAGGUCAAAAUGAUAACUGCUUGGAUAAAUAUAAAGAUGGAUUGGAACAGCCAUGAAUUUUGUGGAAUGAAUACAUUUUCAGCCCGGAAAGACAUGGUUUGGACUCCAGACAUUGUUAUAGCAGAAAGCAUCAAGACAGAUUUUGGAACAAAGGAGUCUCCAUAUGUGCAGUUCUACAGUUAUGCCUUUACAGUCUUGUCGGACAUUUUAGUUCUGACUACAGCCUGUAAGAUGGACCUGCACAAGUUUCCAUUCGACAUCCACAGCUGCAAUCUGACGCUUCAAUCUUCAGCAUAUUCAAUUGAGGAGCUUAAAGUUCUAACAUUUGCAGAUUCAGAGUGGGUAACGCACGAGUCGAAGCAGACCUUUCAGGCCCAGGGAGAGUGGGAGCUCCUCAGUAUAAAUAUGGUUAAGUCUAAUAUUUCUGUGGGAUAUGAAUGGGAUAUGAAGGAUCAGCUGAUAUAUCAGAUCACCAUAAAGAGGAGACCUCUGCUGUAUGUCAUCAACAUCAUACUUCCAGUAUUUUUCUUUCUUGUGUUGGAUGUGAUGUCCUUCUUCAUAGACGCAAGUGGAACAGACAAGUUGAGCUUUAAAGUGACUUUACUGCUGUCUAUUUCUGUGUUGCUGCUGAUUCUAAAUGACACGCUGCCCUCUACAGCUGAUAAAAUCCCACUGAUUGGGAUUUACUGCAGUGUGAUUUUCAGUCUAAUUGGCAUCAGCAUUCUGGAGACCAUCCUUGUGAAUUUUCUGAUGGCCAGAGGAGCAGAGAAGAGAUCAGCAGCAUCAAUAGAAACCACAACUGCUGAAGAGGACCCACCAAGCCCUGAAACCAUUCUCCCUCCUUCCUGUGUGGUUGGCGCCAUCACUUGGGAAAUUGAGUCAGUGAUUCGGGAGGUUCAACGCACCCAACCCGAUCCAGGCAAUGGGCCUCCUGGACGUUUGUUUUUCCCCAAUGCUGUUCGUUCCCAAGUCCUCCAGUGGGCACGUGCAUCCCAGUAUGCUUGGCACCCUGGUUCUAGUCGCACUCUUAACCUCCUUAAACGACAUUUCUGGUGGGGCACUAUGGACAAGGAUACUCGAGAAUUUGUCAAUGGCUGCUCUGUGUGUGCAUCUCAUGAGACCACUGACCUCCUUGUCCAGCAUGAUUUCCGGCUUCAUGGCAUCCCUCUAGAUAUUGUCUCAGACCGUGGGCCCCAAUUUGCAUCUCCGGUUUGGAAAGCCUUCUGCCAUGUGCUUGGUGCUACUUACAGGAGAAUGACAUUGCUGUUCCAUCAGUUCAAGUCCACAUCCAUCACUGUCGUAAGAUCUGGAGGGAAGCCCGGUCUGCCCUGCUCCAUUCAGCUAAUCGUAAUCGCCACCAUGCUGACCGUCGUCGAAUCCCUGCACCCAUUUAUCAACCAGAUCAGAAAGUUUGGCUUUCUUCUAAAGACAUUCCUUUAA
Molecule: messenger RNA, 1845 nt
Organism: Sinocyclocheilus grahami
Lineage: Eukaryota; Metazoa; Chordata; Actinopteri; Cypriniformes; Cyprinidae
Product: neuronal acetylcholine receptor subunit beta-3-like
Exons: 11
Coding region: 172-1845 (557 amino acids)
Biological process (GO): monoatomic ion transmembrane transport
Cellular component (GO): membrane
Molecular function (GO): transmembrane signaling receptor activity; extracellular ligand-gated monoatomic ion channel activity
Source: RefSeq, a predicted model, not a curated record